This is a messenger RNA of Coccinella septempunctata (seven-spotted ladybird), 795 nucleotides long. RefSeq lists its product as uncharacterized. Gene Ontology annotation, molecular function: DNA binding. Bases 298 to 759 code for a protein of 153 amino acids. Gene Ontology annotation, biological process: DNA integration; DNA transposition. The transcript has a single exon. Lineage: Eukaryota; Metazoa; Arthropoda; Insecta; Coleoptera; Coccinellidae. The record is from RefSeq and is a predicted model, not a curated record.
AAGAAAAAAACGAAAUAUUUACUUUAAAAUCCACAGAAUGUCAUUUUCAUUUAUGAAUUUCAUUAUAUAGUUCUAUGUUUCAUUUAUUUUCGAUGUAUUGCAUUACAUAUUGACAUAUUGGAACCAGAGAAUGAAUCACCAACAUAUCUCUUCCUGCCGAUGUCUCGCUUGAUGCAGGUUUGAACGUGAUAUUCCGCGUUUUUUGUUCACUUUGCAGUCUAGAAUCACUCAACGGUUUGUUUACUUCAUCUAGAGCACAUUUAGUUACCAGAAAAAGUUUAUUGUGACCAUUGAAUCAUGGGGAAAAAAAGGGACCUUACACCUCGAAAGAAAGCUGGAAUUAAGGCCCUCAUUGAUGCAGAAAUGUUUUCCAACCGCGAAAUUUCAACAAGGUUGAAUGUUUCUGAAGCUAGUGUACGACGCAUAAAGAAAGCAGUUGAAUCCGGUAAAGGAUUAGCCCCGAAAAGGAAAAAAAAAUGUGGAAGAAAGCCAAUUUUUACUCCAAGGUCAGAACGAUGCCUGAAGAAAAUUUGUCUGCAAAACAGAUUUGCAUCCACAAAUAUCAUCAGAACCAAACUAAAAGAUGCUAAUGUGAAUGCUUCUGAGCGUACUGUACGCAGAAAAUUGAAGGAUUUGGAUUUCAAAGCCUACCGACCUGCCAAGAAACCAAAAUUAACAACAGCAAUGAAAGCAAGGCGUCUGAAUUGGGCCAAACAGUGGAGAGAAAAAGAUCUGGACUUCUGGAGAACGGUAAUUUAAUAUUUAAUUAAUCAUCUACGAUUAAAUAAUGAAGAG